Xyrauchen texanus (razorback sucker) is the source of this 2181-nucleotide messenger RNA. Its product is annotated as cortexin domain-containing 1. NCBI's taxonomy places the organism in Eukaryota, Metazoa, Chordata, Actinopteri, Cypriniformes, Catostomidae. The transcript has 2 exons. The record is from RefSeq and is a predicted model, not a curated record. The coding region runs from base 153 to 332 and encodes 59 amino acids.
GCAGUACUAUCCACUGCCUCCGUAUCGCAGCCGCUCUGCAGAAUGCAUCAGGAAAAAAUAAUUAUCUAUACUUUCUGCUCCACGGGAUGUGAGUUAAGAUAAGUGAUCAGGAUGGUAGCAGCAGCACAGAUCGAUGUGGACAGACCAAAGCGAUGGAGGAGACAACGCCAGACCCUGCUUUUGUGGAUGUGGACCAGGGUCUGACUCUGGCAUGCAUCGCCUUCCUCUGUCUGCUGUUGAUCGCAAUGAUCAUUCGCUGUGCCAAAGUCAUCAUGGACCCCUACAGCGCCAUACCGACCUCGACCUGGGAGGAGCAGCACCUGGACGAUUAACAGAUCCGAUUGUGUGUAAAUAGACCAACUCGCAUGCUGGAAGACAUGUAUCUUUGGACAUUUUUCCCAUCACCUCUGCUAAUAAAUGUGCACCUACAAGAUAUUUUUGCAGUACAAACUGUAAAACAGAUACAGCAGUUGACUAUGGGAUCUAUAUAUUUCUUUCUUGUAUACAUCCAAACAAAUACAGGAACUGUUCCAAAACUUUGUGAGCUACUUGCUGUCUACUGCCUAUAGAGGUAGCUGCUUUUAAAGGUAGCAUACUAACUUAAAUGGAAUCUUUUAAGUGACCAGUUUUGAGUGCUCUUCAUUGGUAGCAUCUCUGUACAUCAUGCAGAUAUCGCUCCUCACACAAGGAAAAUGGAAGACUUGAUUCACAGUUGAUUGCACUAGAGUUUUUCUUUAGCAUGUUGCUAAGCUAACAGUCUGAUUGUAUAAUACAUAAAAAUACAAAGCACACAUAAAUAUUGGGUAAAAUUGUGCAUUAAGCUUGUCACAAUGCUUUAUAAGUUUGGCUUCUUCAUGGACAAAUACGAUGCCUCUUUGAAGGCAGCAUAUAUUUUUGGAAACUUUGUGGGAGUGCACCUAUAAUACUUUAAAAUUCUGCCUACGUAGGUAACUUUCUAGAUUUUGAAAUGGAGUCACACACAUGUAAAAUGUGAAGGAUUCCCUUGCUUUGAAGAUAUAUUUACUGCAUUCACCUUUAGUUUAUUUUUUGCUAACUAGCUUACAUCACACAAGAAUGCAUGAAGGAUUACACGAGUUCUCUCCUGACACCUAUUGCCUCUUUUUUACUAAUUUCCUAGCAGUAUCUGUUCUGGACAGGAGUUGUCAUCAUCUGGGCAUAAUAUACCAACACCUCAGUACUAAGCACAGCAAGUCAUGGUCACACUUUCCCUAAGAUCAGACCAGCCAAUAUCUGACACCUCCAACCCACACUAUCCUGACUCAUCAGUGUCAGAACACAAGAGGACCACAAUAAAUCCUGCCUAAAACUUUUAAUAAGAAACAAAUGCAUUGUGAGAAAGUGUAUUUUUUAUAUUCAUUAUGGGUAAAACUGGAAGCAAUGAGUUAGUUGCAAAACAUACUGUAUGCAAGUAUGUGAGCGCAAAUGCUUCUCACUACACAAGCGUAAUUUCAUGAAGUGUUGGGGUUCAGACAUCUGUCAGACAUCCCUUUACAAGCCUCAUAAUUCCAGCAAUGAUUGAGUCUGCAUUUGAGUUAAAGGAAUAGUUCUCCUGAAAAUAAACAUUCUCAUUAUUUACUCAACCCCAUGCUGUUCAAAGUUGUUUGCUGUUGGUUUUUUCUUCUUCUUUGUAACACAUAAAGAGAAAUUAAGAAGAACAUGCAAGAUGGAAAAUGACAUUUGAGAGCUGCAGCAGAGGGGGAGAUUUUUCAUGAAUAAUUACUUCUGUUUCAAAAACAAAACUGUCAUAUGACGGCUGAAGACUUGCAAUAUAGCACAAACAAGGCAUAUGGAUUGCUUUUAUGAUACUUUUAUAGUUGGUCCUCUUGGGCCUUGACAUUGUUCCAUGGAAAAAUAAUAGCAAAUGGAGUGGCAUGGGGUUAGAAAAUAAUGUCAGAAUGUUCAUUUUUGGAUUAAUUAUACCUUUAAGCAUCAGCAGCAUCAUUACUGUUGCGUUCAACUUCCUUUUAACUUUGACUUUAUAAGAGCAUCUGUUACAUUUUUAUUUAUCAGCUCAUACAGUCAGUGUCUACUGAAUCUAUGUGAUUCAGUUUUAUGUUGCCCUUGAUUAAAUGUACUGUACAUAAUUGCAGCUAUAAUCUACACUGCAUGAUUUCAAGUGCCUCAGCUGAAAUAAUAAAUUAAGUCAUGAGUGAAUUUAUC